UUCCUGCUUCCGGCCAUGCGGGCGGCGCUGGUGGACUACAGCAGCUCCGGCUCGGAGGGCGAGAGCGAAGCCGCCGCCGCCGCCGCCGCCCGGGAGAGGAGCAGCGGGGAGGCUCGGCCUGGCCCGGCGGGCGGGCGCGGCUUCUCCCCUCCGGGCAGCAGAGCUGCAAUGCCCUCCCUGCCCUUGCCGGACAGCGUGCGGGGGAUGUUCAGGGAGCAGGAAGAGAAGGAAAGGGUGGAGGACGACUGCGGUAAACACGAAGGCCGCCUGCGGACGUUUCCCCAUGAACGAGGCAACUGGGCAACCCAUGUGUACAUGCCAUACAAAGCCGGGCAGGACUUUCUGGAUUUACUGCAGCUCCUCCUAAUCUGUGGGCGCACUUAUGUGCCUCAGCUGAAGGGACAGGAAGAAUUCCACAUCAGCCUCUCUCAAGGUGUGGUCUUGCGCCAUCACUGGAUCAACUCUUUUGUCCAAUCCCUCAAAGGACGCUUGGCUUCCUGCCACAGGUUCAUCUUCAGAGCUGACCGAGUGAAGGUUUAUACCAAUGAGACCAAAACCAGGACCUUCGUUGGCUUAGAAGUCUCUUCAGGACAUUCUCAAAUGUUGGAGUUGGUUUCAGAAGUGGAUGAAGUUAUGGAAGAAUUUAACCUAAUGCCUUUUUACAAGGAUCCCUCGUUCCACAUGAGCCUCGCCUGGUGUGUGGGGAAUAUGUCGGAAGCCCUUGGAGGCCAGUGUAUUCAGGAAAUGCAGGUAACCAGCCUGGAAGCCUUUAGCUUUGGGGGAACUCACUGCCAGGUGAGGAGGGGGGAGUCAAGCGGGGGAUUAGCCUUGAGUGAUUGCACAGCCUCAAGUGGACUAGGGCUGACACUCCCCCCCCCCCCACCCACCCACCCCAGUUCCUUGGGACCUUAUCUGUUUGUUCCCAAGAGAAGGGAGCAAGCUAUUUAGGGAGGUUCUUGUAUUAUAGGCAGAAUCACAAUGUCAGCAUGAACCCUACAUUUGCAGUCCUGGUUGUGUGCCUGACAUUAGCAGAGGGCUACAGGAGACAGUUGGGUCUCAGUGCCUGUAUCAUUCUGUGUCCCAGUAUUGAACUGGACUUGGUUCAGACUUCAGACAGGUUGUUCAAGGGGGAUCCAUGUUAGUCCCAGAUCUCUACCAGUCAGAUUGGAAGAUCUGGUUUCUUCGGUGAAGCCUGGAGUGAGUGUAAAAGCCCAGCUGGCUGUGAGGGAUACAGCGGAAGAUGGUGACCAGAGGUAGCCUGAGGCAUGCGCUGACUGAUUGGCUUGAACUAUCUCUGCAUUUCUUGACGCACCUUUUCAACUCGCAGAUAUGUCCGGGCCACGCAGCCUUUCCUCUCCAGAGGGCAUUUCCAAGAGCCCUUAGGAUUGUUUUAGCAGUGGAAGACUGAGUAGGCAACUGGGAUGAAGGCACGUGGGGAAGGGGGCUCCUGGCAUUUCCAGGGGUCCAGCCUGGUAGGCUUUAAGCAACUUGGAAUGAGGUUGGGGACCAGUGGAUAACUGAAGAACUGAGCCAAGCUGGAGGAGGAAGUUGGUGCUGAUGAAUUCUGCCAGGCUGUUCUUAUUUUGCCUCCUUCUCGUUGCAGGAGAUUGUAGAUGGCUUUGAGGACUCCAUCCACUUGCUGCGAAUUCCUGGGACUGAAGUCCGUUGCAAAUCUGGCAAUAAGGUCUUCUCGUUCCCCCUGCGAUAGAGACGCCCGGGAACAACCGCUGCCGACUUGUGAUAGGAACCAUCCAGAGAUGGUCAGAGGUGCCACUGGAUUCCCAUGAAGUCCACUGGGAGCUCAGCUCCCUGUCGCGGCAGCAGAGGCCACCCUGUAACAGCACAUUUCAGGGCCAAGGCCAUUCAUGCCCUCAGAGCCUCUGCCAGGCCAGCUCCUCCUUCGCUCCACUCCAGUUCUCGGCUGCUGGGAGCCAGUGGGAUGUUUCUCCAAGCUGCAGGACUUUGUCUUGUAGACGGCUGAUCUAGGGGCGAGAGGCCCCCCCCGGUGGGAUGCCUUGGGCAGGGUGUCUGGUCCUUCUGAGAGAGAAAUUUAAAAAAGGAGAGCCAAUUCUCUUCAUGGUCAGUUUCAGACGCUUUGCUGAAAGGGUUCGUCAAAGCUUCCUGGAUAAGUGACUGCUCUGAGCCUGCUCUGAUUGCUUUGUUGGAAUUGUGGCAGGAGAAUCAUAAGCAAGGAGAAAGUAAGAAACGUAUAUUGGAGCAUUGGAGCCAGAGGAGUUCUCCCAUGCACACACUGACAAGAUACUGAAUUCCUCUGGGCCAAAAUCCAAACUAAAGGCCCCCCCCACAUUUCGAACGGCAUCCAGAUAUGCCCAACUCACAGGAACUGGGAAAGGUAAACUCAGUGGGAUCCAUGCUUAUUUCCCUGCCUUCUGGAGAGGAACCGGGCAGGGCUGUGGAAGAAGACUAACGUCGUUCCCUUGAAGAGCAUGAUCUUGGUAAUUCUGAGAUUUGCCUCUCACAUUCUCAUGAUCCGAGAAAGAAACUUCUGAAUGCAAUAAACCGAAACACUGGCUGAGAAAUUUGGUGGGGGCAGAUUACGGACCUGAAAUGUUGCAAGUUUUUGGCUUUGUCAGUUUCUUUUGACCCUCCUUAAUGGGGAUCCCUGCAGUAGUGCCACCUUCAGCUCCUGUGAUCCCCCAACAGCACCCCUUGCCCUUUGGGGAUACGGGAAUUAUUGCCAGUGUCCUCUCGUUGGGCUUUGGAUCCCUUCUAUUAAAUGGCAUCUUAUGGGACUGAGGAAGUGUGGCUCUUCUGCUCAAUCCAUCCCCUGGGACCACCCUCCCCUGGGGUUCCCAGAUGCCCCCCAAGAGCUGUUGUGUUGGUGGGACCCUGUUGGGUUUAUAUUUGAUUGUUUUAGGCUGGGCUGCCUGGGGAGUGUUACGUUUUUGACUUUAUUGUUUUGUGUUUUGUAAGCUGCCUAUAGACUGGGGUGGACAGCUGUAAUAAAUUGAAAUAAGUAAUAUAUUUUGUCAUCAAAAGGGUACUAAGCAAAAUAUGAAUGUUAAGCCAGAAUUUUUCCAAUGCCUGAUACAUUAUUUCUCUUGUAACUAAUGAAUAAAGACCAGAUUGUCUGUCUGUU
Pseudonaja textilis is the source of this 3100-nucleotide messenger RNA. NCBI's taxonomy places the organism in Eukaryota, Metazoa, Chordata, Lepidosauria, Squamata, Elapidae. The record is from RefSeq and is a predicted model, not a curated record.